AUGGGACCGGCUGUGGAGGCUCAGGCCCAGAAGGCCAUGGGUGCAGAGCAAAAGCAGCAACAACAACAACAGCAGCAGCAGCAGCAGCAGCAGCAGCAGCAGCAGAGCUACAUGGAGAAAGGGAUGAUGCUUGAGCCCUUCCUACACCAAGUGGGGGGACAAUGCUGCAUCCUGCGCCUCGGGGAGCAGACCAUCUGCAAACCCCUCAUCCUCCGUGAACAUCAGUUCUACGAGAGUGUGCCUGCAGCAAUGAGGAAGUUUACCCCCCAGUAUAGAGGUGUGGUGUCAGUGAGCUUCGAGGAGGACGAAGAAGGGAAUAUUUGCCUGAUUGCUUACCCCAUUCAGAGUGAUCCAGCAGAUGAUCUGGAAAACAAGGACCCCUUGGCCAACACCAAGUCCAAAUGCGAUAUGGUCAUGUGGGAGAAAAUGAUGGCAUCCGUUGUGGACAGAGAAAAUUACAGCAAAGAUGGCAGAAGCCGCCAUUCUUGUAAAGACCAGGACAAGAGUGUUAACAAGCUGGAGGAGGAGGCCGAGGUGCUUUACUGCAGACUGGAGCGCAGUCACAGUACUGCUGUACCACAGCUGAAACACAACCCCUGGACCAAACAGAACUGCCUGCAGAAGAUUAAGGACAACGGCAUGAACUGCGACCAAUACAGAUUCAUCCUGCUGGAGAAUCUGACGUGGCGGCACACGUUGCCGUGCGUGUUGGACCUGAAGAUGGGCAUACAGCAGUAUGGAGAUGAGAUCCCUGAAGAGAAAAAGACCAGGAAGAUUCACAAGUGCCAGCCGAGUACAUCAUCUGUUUUAGGAGUCUGCCUCUCUGGCAUGCAGGUGUACCGGUGUGACACCGGCCAGCUGAUGUUCAUGAACAAGAUCCGUGGCCGCAGGCUGACUGUGUUGGGCUUCAAGGAGGCUUUGUUCCAAUUCUUCCACAGUGGAUGUCGUCUACGACAUGAACUCUUCUCACCGGUGCUGCUCCAGCUCAGAGAGUUGCAAGCUGCCCUUGAAACCUGUGAAUCCUAUCGCUUCUACUGCAGCUCUCUGCUUAUCAUCUAUGACGGAGCGCCGUACCAGAAACACACUCGGGAUGGCCUCUCUGAAGAAGAAGAAGAAGAUGAAGGUGAGGAGGUGGAGGCUGAACCGGAAAUGGAGGAGGAGGGUGAAGUAGCAGGUGCGCUUGGUUUUCCUCAGAGACCCUCCAGGUCUAGCGAUGGCUGCACCAGUAGCGGGAGCUCAGGUGUCGGGCAGGCUCGCUUGUCCCGCUCAGACACCCGUAGCCCCUUGGUGGAUGUGAGAAUGAUAGACUUCGCCCACACCACCUGCAGUCAUUACCACGGGGACAGUGUGGUGUACGAGGGCCUGGACAGCGGCUACAUCUUUGGUCUCCAGCAAUUAAUCACCAUCAUCUCCGAGCUGGAGAACCACAGCACCGACUGACAUGACACACACACACACACACACACACACACACACACACACACACACACACACACACACACACACACACACACACACACACACACACACACACACACACACACACACAUUCAGACACAGAGGCACAUAAAACACAGAGGAUAAAGAGGAGGACUGGACUGCAGAAGUGGAGAGAGAUUUCUCCUUUAAUUUUCAAAAAGAAACAUGGCCUGUCAUUUGACCCAGUUCCUGGUGCUUCUCAAUGUUCCUGUUCUUGUGUGUGUCUCUUUUCGGAAUAUGAAAUAGACUUGCAAAUAACAUAGACAAGCCAUCUUUUUGACUGGUGUAAUCUCAAAAAACUUGUUUAACAGGGUGCACCGUUGGGACAAAUAGGCAGGCAGCAAUUUAAAGCAGUUUGAAGUCUUGGGACAGAACGAGACAAAAUGUUUUCCUUAUGUCCGAUUCCAAAGAAGGCGUCAGCAUUUUGCACACACAAACACAUCCUGUUGAACAAGUGUCUGUUUGCAGUGGUACAGGGUUAUGAGAGAGAGCAGGAGUUGUAUGAGUAUGAGGACAGAGCAGAUGGGAGGAGAGGUCGUGAGCCCACACCCUCCAGUCUGCUUUUUUUGCCUCUUCAUUAUGCCAUCCUUCUUUCCCUGUUCAUCUUCACUCAAGGUGACUAUAUUCAUAUAGGUAUCAGGGACAAAUUAUAUAGAUUUAUUUCUUUAUUUGACAUGCUUCAUAAAAUAAACUAAAAAAUCAAAAAAGAAUGUGAAUGGAGAGUCCUACAUUCCAUGAUAUUAAUGUUAUAAUAAUGAUAUUAAAUAAUAUUGUUAUUUGACAUCUUU
This is a messenger RNA of Anoplopoma fimbria (sablefish), 2267 nucleotides long. RefSeq names its product inositol hexakisphosphate kinase 2-like. Gene Ontology annotation, molecular function: inositol hexakisphosphate kinase activity. Lineage: Eukaryota; Metazoa; Chordata; Actinopteri; Perciformes; Anoplopomatidae. The transcript has 5 exons. Gene Ontology annotation, cellular component: nucleus; cytoplasm. The record is from RefSeq and is a predicted model, not a curated record. Bases 1 to 1440 code for a protein of 479 amino acids. Gene Ontology annotation, biological process: phosphatidylinositol phosphate biosynthetic process; inositol phosphate biosynthetic process.